AUGACUGCCAAUCUGCAGCAGAACAACGCGGCAGGGGCGGCGGACAGCCAUGGCUCGAGCUGCCAGAUGCUAUUAAAUCAACUGCGAGAAAUCACAGGCAUCCAGGAUCCUUCCUUCCUUCAUGAAGCAUUAAAGGCCAGUAAUGGUGACAUCACCCAGGCUGUCUGCCUUCUCACUGACCAAAGAGUUAAGGAGCCCACUCACGACACGACUGCUACAGAAUCGUCUGAAGGUGAAGGGAGCACUACCAGCAGAGAACUGUUAGCAAAAGUAAUAGACCUUACUCAUGACAACAAAGAUGACCUUCAUGCAGCCAUUGCCUUGAGUCUACUGGAGUCUCCUAAGAUUCAAACUGAUGGCAGAGAUCUUAAUAGAAUGCAUGAGGCAAACUCUGCAGAAACUAAGCGCUCAAAGCGAAAACGCUGUGAAGUUUGGGGAGAAAACCACAAUCCCAAUAACUGGAGGAGAGUGGAUGAUUGGCCAGUUGGGCUGAAAAAUGUUGGCAACGCAUGCUGGUUCAGUGCUGUUAUUCAGUCUCUCUUUCAGUUGCCUGAGUUCCAAAGACUUGUUCUCAGCUAUAGUCUACCACAGAACAUACUUGAAAACUGUCGAAGUCACACUGAAAAGAGAAAUAUCCUGUUUAUGCAAGAGCUUCAGUAUUCAUUUGCUCUACUGUUGGGAUCAAAUCGAAAAUUUGUAGAUCCUUCUGCAGCCCUGGAUCUGCUGAAGGGAACCUUCUGGUCAUCAGAGGAGCAGCAGCAAGAUGUGAGUGAAUUCAAACAAAAGCUCCUGGAUUGGCUGGAGGAUGUGUUCCAGCUAGCUGUUAAUGUUAACAGCAAUCCCAGGAAUAAACCUGAAAAUCCCAUGGUGCAGCUGUUCUAUGGUACUUUCCUGACAGAAGGGGUUCGAGAAGGAAAACCCUUUUGUAACAACGAGACCUUCUGCCAGUAUCCUCUCCAGGUAAAUGGUUAUCGCAACUUAGACGAAUGCUUGGAAGGGGCCAUGGUGGAAGGUGACAUUGUGCUGCUUCCUUCCGAUCAUUCGGUGAAGUAUGGACAAGAGCGUUGGUUUACCAAACUACCUCCAGUGUUGACCUUUGAACUCUCCAGAUUUGAGUUUAAUCAAUCUCUUGGGCAGCCAGAGAAAAUUCAUAAUAAGCUGGAAUUUCCUCAGAUUAUUUACAUGGAUAGGUACAUGUACAAGAGCAAAGAGCUUAUUCGAAGUAAGAGAGAGAGUGUUCGAAAGUUGAAGGAGGAAAUAUAGGUUCUGCAGCAAAAAUUGGAAAUGUAUGUGAAGUACGGCUCCGGCCCAGCUCGGUUCCCAUUCCCCGACAUGUUGAAAUACGUUAUUGAAUUUUCCAGUACAAAACCUGCCUCUGAAAGCUGUCUGUCUGGAAGUGCUGACCACACGACAUUACCACCUCCUUCAGUGCACUGCCCGGUUUCUGACCUCACAUCCAAGGAAAGUUCAAGUCCAGAAAACUGUUCUCAGAAUGCUGAAGGCACCUUUUCCUCUCCUGAAAAUACUCUGCCCAGGUGUGAUGUAAUGAAUGGACCGUUUACCUCCCCCCACUCCUCCCUGGGAAUGCCUGCGUCCCCAGCUCCUCGGAUUAUCACUGAUGAGGAGAUGAACUUUGUUAAAACCUGCCUUCAGAGGUGGCGGAGUGAAAUUGAACAGGAUAUACAAGAUUUAAAGGAUUGCAUAGCGAGCACCACCCAGGCUAUCGAGCAGAUGUAUUGUGAUCCUCUUCUUCAUCAGGUGCCUUACCGUUUACAUGCCGUUCUUGUUCACGAAGGACAAGCCAAUGCUGGACACUACUGGGCUUACAUCUACAACCAACCUCGGCAAAUUUGGCUCAAAUAUAAUGAUAUCUCUGUCACUGAGUCUUCCUGGGAGGAACUUGAAAGAGAUUCUUAUGGGGGUCUGAGAAAUGUCAGUGCAUAUUGCUUGACAAUUGACAAGCUACUCCACUUCAAUGCAGAGGCAGCUCCUAACGAGUCUGAUCAAAUGGCGUGAGAAGUGGAAGCCCUGUCUGUGGAACUCAGGCAGUACAUUCAGGAAGAUAACUGGAGGUUUGAGCAAGAGGUGGACGAAUGGGAAGAAGAGUAGUCCUGUAAGAGCCCACAAAUGGAGUCCUCCCCAAACUCCUCAUCACAGGAUUUCUCCACAUCUCAAGAGUCUUCAGCAGCCUCCUCUCAUGGCGUUCGAAGCUUGUCCUCUGAACAUGCUGUGAUUGCAAAGGAGCAGACUGCCCAAGCUAUUGCAAAUACAGCCCAUGCCUAUGAGAAGAGUGGAGUAGAAGCGGCCUUGAGUGAGGCAUUUCAUGAAGAAUACUCCAGGCUCUAUCAGCUUGCCAAAGAGACCCCCACCUCUCACAGUGACCCUCGCCUUCAGCAUGUCCUUGUCUACUUUUUCCAAAAUGAAGCACCCAAAAGGGUAGUAGAACAAACCCUUCUGGAACAGUUUGCAGAUAGAAACCUUAGCUAUGAUGAGAGAUCUAUCAGUAUCAUGAAGGUGGCUCAGGCCAAACUAAUGGAAAUUGGUCCAGAUGAUAUGAACACGGAAGAGUAUAAGAGGUGGCAUGAAGAUUACAGUUUGUUCUGAAAGGUGUCUGUGUACCUCCUAACAGGCCUGGAACUCUUUCAGAAAGGAAAGUACCAGGAAGCACUGUUCUAUCUAGUAUAUGCCUACCAGAGCAAUGCCGCCCUGCUGAUGAAGGGGCCCCGCAGGGGUGUGAAGGAGUCUGUGAUCACGUUAUACCGCAGAAAAUGCCUUCUCGAGCUCAAUGCCAAGGCUGUUUCUCUUUUUGAAACAAAUGAGGACCACUCUGUAACAGAGGGCAUUAAUGUGAUGAAUGAGUUGAUCAUUCCCUGUAUCCAACUGAUCGUUAACAACGACAUCUCCAAGGAUGACUUGGAUGCCAUUGAAGUCAUGAGAAAUCAUUGGUGCUCUUACCUAGGGAAGGAUAUUGCAGAAAAUCUGCAGCUGUGCUUAGGGGAGUUUCUACCCAGGCUUCUAGAUCCUUCUGCAGAAAUCAUCAUCUUGAAAGUGCCUCCAACUAUUAGACCGAAUUCCCCCUAUGACCUUUGCAGCCGGUUUGCAGCUGUCAUGGAGUCCAUUCAAGAAGUUUCAACAAUGACAGUGAAAUAA
Messenger RNA from Myodes glareolus (Bank vole), 3150 nucleotides. Lineage: Eukaryota; Metazoa; Chordata; Mammalia; Rodentia; Cricetidae. The record is from RefSeq and is a predicted model, not a curated record.